This is a messenger RNA of Microthlaspi erraticum, 336 nucleotides long. The record is from the annotation of a GenBank genome assembly. NCBI's taxonomy places the organism in Eukaryota, Viridiplantae, Streptophyta, Magnoliopsida, Brassicales, Brassicaceae.
AUGACCUCCUGCUUCAGGACAAUGAAACAAAAGACUAACCACGCUCGCAGGACGCUGAACCAUCUCAUCUCCUCAUCAUCCAGUAAGAACCGGGCUUUGAACUGUGCUCUUUACCCUUUCAGGCUGUUUCUUAGUUUCUGGUUUGGAAUCCCAAUGAUCAACUACGUCUUGGACUUCUUCGGCAUCUCAGAUCAGCUCAACGGGGUGAUUUACACAUCACGUGAUCGCAUCACGAAAGAGAUGUGGGAGUUCAUCUUUCAGGAGGUUAUGCGUAGAUCCAAAUCUUUUGAUGGCGCAGAGAAUGUCAACGGAAUAUAUUCGACAAGAGGUGAGUGA